Molecule: messenger RNA, 1308 nt
Organism: Symbiodinium necroappetens
Lineage: Eukaryota; Dinophyceae; Suessiales; Symbiodiniaceae
Source: the annotation of a GenBank genome assembly
AUGACGGAGUCGGACAUCAUCUCGGCCCUGUUCAACUGCUUAAAGUCCAGAGAGACAGGCUAUGCUACCCUCUCGGGCUUCGAUGGUGAUGAUGACGAUUGGUCAGAAGAGUAUCACGAGCUUUGCGAAGAAAAGGGCUGGGACAAGGACAUCGGCUUGGUCCAUGAUGAUUUCAUGGCCUUGCUGGAAGACGACUCCAUGGGAUCAGACGACGAGCUGAAAGCCAUGCUGAUGGAGCUGCGGAUGCCGCGUAAGCGAGCAAGGACCUUUGAUCAGAUGUCCCAUUCGGCCAAGCAGAGUGCGGCCGGUCGCGUGCGAUCGGAGAUUUCCGACAUGACGCGAGCGGAGCUGGUGAAGGAAGCUUUUGCAUCUUUGGAUGUGCGGCGGAAUGCAGUGCUCGGCUCCCGAGAAUUCAGGCGCUAUGCAGAGAUGACAGGCUACGAUGGAGGAGAGGAAUCUUGGCCUGAGCUCUACAAGGAGCUCUGCGACGACUAUGGAUGGCAGCCCGGAGCAGGGGUUACACUCGAGCAGUUCACGGUGUCUUGGCUACGUUAUGCCUGCAAGGUCUUCAUUGGCGACGAGUCGCACUCGUCAGACGAUGAACUGCAGCAGCAACCUGAGCAUGUGAUUCUGGCAGUAUGGAUAGCUGACUGGAUGGAUACACGUGAGUUGCAGAAAAGAUGGACGCGUAGGGAGCUGGUCCUCGAGCUCCGGCUGCAGCAGGAUGCGGCCCUCCGGCGAUUUCGCAGCGCGGUCCACCGGCUUGCAGGCAUGAAAGAACCAAGGGGGCUUAGCCGUGCAUGCUGGCGAGCGACACUGGGCAGGGUGCUUUGGUUGCUGCGCUACAACGGCAGCAAGCCUCCACGUGGCCAGCUGACGCGACAGGACAAGCUCGGAUGUGGAGACCACUGGAGCGACUGCACUGUUCGAUGCACUGGAUCGGAAACAAACGCAGCCCAUCUGACUGGCUUCUAUGGUGACGAUGCAGACUGGGAUAUGGAGUUCCGUGGCAUGUGCGAACAUUUUGACUGGAGCGCGUCGGAAGGAAUAAGCAGAUCCCAGUUCCGUCACUUCAUUGGAGACGAGGAGCCUCCGUGUGCCGUAAGUCCCAUCAGUGGCAGCAGCGACAGCAGCGGCACCCGCCUGCUUCCCGUAAAGGGCGAAGAGGUGGCGGAGAGCUGGCAUGCCGACGACGCAGCGCAACAGCAUGGUGAUGUCCCGACAGCCUUGCCACGCGCUGAAGCGGACGACGGCAACCCUUGCAGCCAGUCGGAGCGACCCGGCCUUGACAUGCUUCCGCCAUGUUAA